UGAUCGCAUCGUCGCUCGUGUGGUGUGCCCGCGCGCGCACAGGCAUGGAGGCGUCCUGAUUACCCCCCCGAUGACAGACACGAAGCACGGAGCACGGAGCGACGACGACGCCGAGAAGGCACCGCACAAAAGCACACCGUCAACGGCACCGUUAGUGAACUUUGGAACUUCGCACUUUGAUCUCUCCCAGGGCGCGUCCGACACCUGGCACGCGCGCACGGCUCUCCUCACCGCACGCUCUCGCACACUUCCUCUCGUCAAGGAAUGCCGAAUUGAGGUGGAGGAAACCAAACAUUUAUGUUUUCCAUAAAGCAUACGGUCUAGUGUUACUCGCUUAUUAGCACCAUGGGAGUGCCCUCCGUGAAGGAAUGGCUGGUGGUACAUCUUAUGUUUGCCAUCACAUUUUUUACGUCCGGGUUGAUAAUAAAUUUCUUCCAAUGCAUUUUAUACCUUGGACUGAGGCCCUUCUCCAAGUACCUCUACCGCAAGAUAAACUAUUACCUCUGCUACUCCUUCUACUGUCAAUUAGUAUUCAUGGCAGAAUGGUGGGCAGGAUCAGACCUGAUAUUGUACAUAGAUAAGAAGGACUUUGAUAAAUAUUUCGGUAAUGAGCACGGCUACCUCUUGAUGAAUCACAGUUAUGAGACCGAUUGGCUAAUAGGUUGGCUGCUGUGCGAUCGCGUGAGAUUGCUAGGCAAUUGCAAAGCUUACGCUAAGAAGUCGAUACAGUAUAUUCCUACGCUGGGAUGGGCGUGGAAAUUCGCUGAGAGUAUCUUCCUCGAGAGAAGUUGGGAAAAGGACAAGGAGAACAUCAAGACUCAAAUCAAGGAGCUCGUAGAGUAUCCCGAUACAAUGUGGUUGCUGCUCUAUCCUGAGGGUACGCGCUUCACGCCAAAAAAGCUGGAAGCCAGUCAGAAGUUCGCGAUCGAAAAAGGUCUGCCAGUAUUAAAAUAUCAUUUAACGCCACGCACAAAGGGCUUCACCGCCAGCAUUCCGCACAUGAGGGGCAAGGCGACGGUCAUCUACGAUAUUCAGAUAGCGUUCAAGCCGUCUGAUCCCGUAAAGCCGACCAUGAGGAAUCUCCUCUUGGGGAAACGGUUAGAAGGACAUAUGUAUGCUAAAAGAAUUCCCAUCGAGGAGGUGCCGGAGGGAGACGAAGCUGCUGCUGAAUGGCUACACAAGCUCUAUCAGCAAAAGGACCGUAUGGCGGAGAGCUUCUACGAAACCGGCGAUUUUUUUGCCACGAGUGGCGUGCCUAGGACAGGCUCCUUCAGGCUAAAGAGAAGAUACUGUUCCCUUGUUAACACCAUUUGCUGGGCGAUAGUUGUCCUUGUACCAAUGCUAUAUUAUCUCCUAAGGCUCCUUCUGUCCGGCUCGAUCUUUGGCAUUACCGUCGGGGUCGGGGUUAUCUUUGUAUUUUACGUGCUAAUGUACAAAACCCUCGGAAUGUCGGAGAUAAGCAAGGGUUCGUCGUAUGGUGCGGCGGACACGAAAAAGGACAAAUAACUUCAAAGCAAUUGCUUUACGAGAGAUAAUUCCCGUAAAACAAAAAAAAACAAGUGUCAAAGUGACGGGUUAUCGAAGCAGAUUUACUGUAAAAUUUUUUAGGCGAGAAGAGAACGAGGAGGAAGAAGGCAGAUACGUAUACAUUUGAUUUAUACUUUUGUGUAAUCCAUUCAGUGCGCGUGAGCGCGCAGGCGACAGAUGCGUUUUCUGUAUGGAUUAGAUAUGUAACACAUAUACACACAAACUUACACGUACACAUAAGAAUAUAUAUACAUACUUGGUAUCAUAUUAUAUGACGUUUACAUCUUUUCUUGCGUUGACAUUUUUUUCUUAUAUAGCAAUUGUUAUUGUUAAAUAAACGGUUUAAUCCC
Vollenhovia emeryi is the source of this 1877-nucleotide messenger RNA. Its product is annotated as 1-acyl-sn-glycerol-3-phosphate acyltransferase gamma-like. NCBI's taxonomy places the organism in Eukaryota, Metazoa, Arthropoda, Insecta, Hymenoptera, Formicidae. Gene Ontology annotation, cellular component: endomembrane system. The transcript has 7 exons. Gene Ontology annotation, molecular function: 1-acylglycerol-3-phosphate O-acyltransferase activity. The record is from RefSeq and is a predicted model, not a curated record. Bases 346 to 1506 code for a protein of 386 amino acids.